GCGCGGGGCGGCGGCGGGGGCGCCAUGGCGGCGCCGGGUGGCGGGCCCUGAGCGCCGCGGCGGGCGCGCACCAUGAACUCGUGGGACGCGGGCCUGGCGGGGCUGCUGGUGGGCACGAUGGGCGUCUCGCUGCUGUCCAACGCGCUGGUGCUGCUGUGCCUGCUGCACAGCGCCGACAUCCGCCGCCAGGCGCCGGCGCUCUUCACCCUCAACCUCACGUGCGGCAACCUGCUGUGCACCGUGCUCAACAUGCCGCUCACGCUGGCCGGCGUCGUGGCGCAGCGGCAGCCCGCAGGGGACCGCCUGUGCCGCCUGGCCGCCUUCCUCGACACCUUCCUGGCCACCAACUCCAUGCUCAGCAUGGCGGCGCUCAGCAUCGACCGCUGGGUGGCCGUGGUCUUCCCGCUGAGCUACCGCGCCAAGAUGCGCCUCCGCGACGCCGCGCUCAUGGUGGCCUACACGUGGCUGCACGCGCUCGCCUUCCCCGCCGCCGCGCUCGCCCUGUCCUGGCUCGGCUUCCACCAGCUGUACGCGUCGUGCACGCUGUGCAGCCGGCGGCCGGACGAGCGCCUGCGCUUCGCCGUCUUCACGGGCGCCUUCCACGCGCUCAGCUUCCUGCUGUCCUUUGUCGUGCUCUGCUGCACGUACCUCAAGGUGCUCAAGGUGGCUCGCUUCCACUGCAAGCGCAUCGACGUGAUCACCAUGCAGACGCUCGUGCUGCUCGUGGACAUCCACCCCAGUGUGCGGGAGCGCUGUCUGGAGGAGCAGAAAAGGAGGCGGCAGCGUGCCACCAAGAAGAUCAGCACCUUCAUAGGGACCUUCCUCGUAUGCUUCGCACCCUACGUGAUCACCAGGCUGGUGGAGCUGUCUUCCUCGGUGCCCAUCGGCUCCCACUGGGGGGUGCUGUCCAAGUGCUUGGCCUACAGCAAGGCCGCGUCGGACCCCUUCGUGUACUCCUUACUGCGACACCAGUACCGCAAAAGCUGCAAAGAGAUCCUGAACAGGAUCCUCCACAGACGCUCCCUCCACUCCUCGGGCCUCACGGGCGACUCCCACAGCCAGAACAUUCUGCCAGUCUCCGAGUGAAGGACGCCGCUCUUGCUGGAGACAGAGGAAUGAGACAGUUGGUGAGAAGCGGGAAGGGAGGGCUCGGGGUCCUGGGCUGACUCCUCCAGCUGCCACCCCCCUGGCCGGCCCAGCGAUGCCUGCUCCCUGGUUCCUCAAGGGCAGAGGUUGGACCGUCCCUGUUUUGCACCAAAGGAUGACCAUGGUUACUCGCUCUGGGCUUUCCUUUCAGAGGAGCUCCUUUGAGCUCCUGGACUCAACCAGAGACUCCCCAGGAGUGACGCCAAGUCUGGUCACGAUCAAGGACACGCAGCGCUGGUGGCAGGUGGGGAAGCAUGGCGUCCACCUGCUCCCUAACCACUGGGCGUUGGGCUCCACGCUGAAGAGUGGUGGUGGUCUCCAUGGGACGUGAGUCAUGCUGAACGUGAGGUUGGCAGCGGCCUUUUGGCCUUACCUCCAGCAUGGCUGCUCUUCUCCACGUGGUCGUGGUGGUGGCUUUAACCCAAAUCUCAUCCAGCUGGUAGUCACCAAAUUGUGCUCAGCUGGGACUCGGGACCCUGAGUCCCAGGGGAAAAUGUUGAACGACUUGCUGCUGCCCCAAUGUGGCCGAGCCGUGGUCUUAGAAAUGGUUCUGUUGGGUUGAACUCUGGUCCCCCAUGUGUCCACAAGAGCUAACAUUUGUGUGUGUAGACAAUCUUAGCCUGAAAAUGGUUUAAACAGGCAGUCACCUUCUUCUGAUUCACCCGUCCUAACCGCUGGAGCCAAGGAGAGGCAGGAGGAAGGAGGCUGCCUGGUGCCCCCACCCCUGGUUGUGACCUGAAUUUGCAGGAGGCCCUUCACCUCCUCCAGCCCGUCCUGUGAGAGGCCCCUACAAGAACUGACCCGAGCAGGGGUUCGAUGGGUUUGAUAUUGGUUGUAAGGCCCUGGGCUCCAUGAUCCCAGUGGCUACACAUCUGGUCUCUGUGAGUCUAUCAGCAGAAAGUGGAGGCUGUUCCAGGUGAUCAAGAAUGUGCCCUGUGCUAGUGAAGGGAGGGUGACAUUUUUAUGGAAAAUGAUCGCUUCGAUAUCUCUGCCAAACCAUUAGCAGCUCCAUCUUGAUUUACGGAAAGCCAAGGUGAGUGGGCCGUGCUCUCUGCCCAUCUGUCUUUGUUUAUCAUUUCAGAUAAUAUGUGAAUGCCAAGAGGGUUAUUUCUCUGUCCUCUGUUCUGAUGCCUCUGGGGUAGAAAGGACGGGGAGCCACAGACUCUGAUGGCUCGUCUCUUCAGCUCUCUGUGUCCUAGCUUUGGAAGUACAGGGGGAGGACACUGUCUAGCACAGACCAAGUGGCAAGAGUCUAACAUUUUUUACUGCCGAGAGCCCCAGUAUGGAAAGACAGAGAAGUGUUGUGCACAUUUCCUUGAAAAGAUGUUGUGGAACUUACCUUAGCUUCCCAUUUAGAAAAGAGAUAGCUGAGCCCAGCCUAGUCUUGCCUACUCCAGGUUUUCAUGGGACAGACAUGGCCUCCCAGGCCUUGGCGCCUGUCAGUUCUAGUUGGAGGUGUGCUCACACUGCCUGGAGGAGCCCGUGGGGCACAUCCCUCCCCAGCUCCGUGUUGAGGGACAUCACGUUGGUAGCUUGAAAUCAGCCAUGAUGGGAAUACUUAUGCCAAGAAAAUCAGCAAAAUCUAAAACAAGGACUUCCGCCCUGAGAGCCGGUGGUCCAGCGUACCCCAGCACACCACUGCCCAGACAUGACUUUGUGCUCUGAUUCACAGCACAUUCGUUUGAAUCAAGUUUGAAUCACAGCAGACAUUUAUUUUAGUGGAACUUUCCUAGUGACAAGCAGCUGUUCACGCCCACCCCACGGUCCCAACCCCAAAAGUACCAAUGAGGUUGCAAACAAGAAUGGAGCCAAGAAGGUAGGCACAAUUGAAUCCUACAAUCUCCCUUUCAAUGCAAAUAUUCUCCAAAUUGGGCGACAGAGGAGUAGUGACCUAGUAGAUGAGGCUAAUAGACAGUCAAGUUCAAGCAACAACCUUGUUUUCAUCCGAGUUGGGGAAUGACUAUGUCAAAUUCUCUUUCUUCUUGUCCUGUGUAUGCGACCUGUUAUACUCCCAGAGGCAAAUGGAUCUCUUUCACCUCUUCCUGAGCUAAAAAACAAACAAACAAAAACCAAAAGAUCUCUCACCCACAAUACCACGAAUCUUAGAAAGAUACAUAUCAUAAUUUUUGCCAAGCUCCUAGGACUGCUAAAGUAAAAACACACACCAUAAAACCAGUUGUGUUGGCAUCAUGUAGACAAAAGACCAAAGAAGUCAGCCGAGGGGGUGUUUUCACUAUUGUCUAGACAGGCAUUCAGAGUCAAGGAGAAGCAAGGAGAAAGCAUUAGCGGUCAGCACCGACCAGCUCAGCUGUAAUUACCUUUAGAUGAGUGUUGGUGUUCAUCGAUACCCAGUCUAUAAAAUUCUCCCCUGGCUUCGUUAUUCCCAGGUGAAUUAUCUACCUCAUUUGCUAAUUUAAUUUAUCAAACGCAACAUGGGUUUCUCAGGUAAAACACUCAGAAACAGCGAGAUCAGCGGGUCUGGGAACACUUACUUGACUUCAGUCUAGCAUCAGGCUCGAUGUGUAAGGCCCAGACUCUGGUGGACGCUGGAUCAGGUGGGAAAGAGCUUCAGGAAGCUUGGAACUGAAGCCUGGCCUGGGUGAGGGGCGGGGUCUGAUUCCUGCCCCUCCCCCCCCACCAGGGCUCUGUCUCUAGCCCUACACAAGCAGAAAUAUAGAUUUAAUUCCUGCCCUGGGAGGCUUUUUCAGUCACCCUGCAACUACUCUAGCUUUUUCUUGCACUUCCUCUAGAAGGAGAAGACACCAGAGCCCUAGGACCCUACCUGAGGGACCACCAGCUCAGGUGAGGGUCCUGGCAUCUGGGGUUUGUGUGUCUCAUGGUCAGCUGACCUCCGGGAGCGAUGUCGCUAAG
Mustela erminea (ermine) is the source of this 4017-nucleotide messenger RNA. RefSeq names its product G protein-coupled receptor 26 (gene GPR26). The transcript is spliced from 3 exons. Gene Ontology annotation, biological process: adenylate cyclase-activating G protein-coupled receptor signaling pathway. Gene Ontology annotation, cellular component: membrane. The record is from RefSeq and is a predicted model, not a curated record. Gene Ontology annotation, molecular function: G protein-coupled receptor activity. The coding region runs from base 73 to 1086 and encodes 337 amino acids. NCBI's taxonomy places the organism in Eukaryota, Metazoa, Chordata, Mammalia, Carnivora, Mustelidae.